Cetraspora pellucida is the source of this 238-nucleotide messenger RNA. The record is from the annotation of a GenBank genome assembly. Lineage: Eukaryota; Fungi; Glomeromycota; Glomeromycetes; Diversisporales; Gigasporaceae.
CUUUGUCAUGAAAAUAAAAGACCUUGGAUUGAUACUACUUCUAUUCAAGAGAUAAUCACUAGUGUUGCAUCACAAUCAACAGUCAAGUUUGGAAAAAUGAAAGAAUUGGGCAGAAGUAAAACGGGAAAUCAAGAUGAGUAUAUAAUUCUUCUUACUAACACAAUUUCAGAGUUAUAUCAGCAAGUAGAAGAACAAAAACAGGAAAUAUCAAAAUUAAAAAAUCAAAUAAGUGGAUAUU